GGAAGGUGGAGGAAGUCCCAGCACAUGCGUUUGGCGGGCUUGCAUUUACCGACUCCUUCCAGCCAAAUAGUUGUUCUUCACUUGCUUUCCCCGUCCUGAACCCCAACGAAUCAUCUCUCGCUCGGAACGGCCGCCGUCAUGGCCGACCUCGAGAUCGUGCACGACCCACCUAGCGCUCCUCCCAGCCCCGAAAAUCCAGAUGGUGUUCCAGCCGACGACGUUCCCGUUGAAAUCGGGGCAGGACCACAGUCGAAGAAGAGGAGGCCGCAGAGACUGCUGCGGGGGUUGCAGCAAAUGUCGUCUUUCCCUUCUCUGAAGCGCCCCGGCCGCCCGAGGUCCGCGAGCAGUCCCUACAGCAUCUCAGGAGCCCUCUCCUGCAUCAGUCUUACCUCCACAGCCUCCCCGUUCGGCCAGCCGAGCGCCAGCUCCUAUUUCUCUCAGCCAUCAGCGGCCGCGGGCUCGAGCGCUCACACGUCUAUCCCGGGGAGUCCGAUUGCCGAGUCGCCGAGUAUUGAGGGCGAAGACUCAGCGUUGGCCGUUCGAACGGUUGACUGCACUCCAGCCAUGUCGAACACUGUUUCCCUGCCAGCAAAAGUCAAGAAGAAGCAGAAAUCAGGCAAUUUUAGUCUGUGGGCGAGUCUGCCCCACGAGCUGAGAGUCUAUGUUCUCUCGUUCCUUAGACCAAAGGAGCUCGUCCGCGCUUCGGCAGUGUCCAAGGAGUUCUAUGAGAUGUGUUUUGACGGCCAGCUUUGGACCAGUCUCGAUGCCUCCGAGUUCUAUCGAGAAAUACCCGCCGAGGCCCUCGCCAAGAUCAUCGCGUCGGCUGGGCCGUUCGUGAAGGACCUCAACCUCAGGGGCUGCGUCCAAGUGGAACACUACAAACGGGCCGAGGUGGUAGUCAAGGCGUGCCGGAAUCUGAUCAAUGCCACGCUGGAGGGAUGCCGGAACUUUCAGCGGUCGACCCUACACGAGCUGCUCAAGGCCAACUCCAAGCUCGCCCGCUUGAAUCUUACCGGGCUGGCCGCAGUGAACAACGCCACUUGCAAGAUCGUGGCCAACUCCUGCCCCCAACUGGAGGUGUUCAACGUCUCCUGGUGCAAGGAUAUGGAUGCCCGGGGAGUCAAGUUCGUAGUUGAGGCGUGCCCUCGGCUCAAGGACCUGCGCGCCGGGGAGAUUGCGGGAUUCAACAACAAGGCCGUUGCCGAGGCCAUUUUCCGGACCAACAAGCUCGAGCGCCUUGUCCUGGCGGGUUGUGACGAUCUGACCGACGCCGCCCUCCAGAUCAUGAUCCACGGACCCAACCCCGAGAUCGACUACGCUACCGGCCGUCCGAUGGCCCCUCCUCGCAAGCUGCGUCACCUCGAUCUCAGCCGGUGCUCACAGCUCACCAGCGACGGAGUGGAGUCUUUGGGGUACCUGGUUCCCGACCUCGAGGGUCUUCAACUCUCUGGGGUGACGCGUCUCACAGAUGCCGCGCUGGAGCCGAUCCUAGCUUCGACGCCCCGCCUCACCCAUCUCGAGCUCGAGGACCUCGCCCAGCUCACCAACAACCUUUUCUCCGAGCACCUGGCCAAAGCCCCGUGCGCCGCCGGCCUCGAGCACCUUGGCAUCAGCUACUGUGAGAAUAUCGGCGACGAGGGCAUGCUGCCCGUCAUCCAGAAAUGCACGCGCCUCCGCAGCGUCUACAUGGACAACACACUCGUCAGCGACCUCGUCCUCGCCGAGGCCGCCGCCAUGGUGCGCAAGCGGUCUGCCUCUGCCCCGCGCCGCCCGUCCCCGACCCCGCUCCGUCCUACCAUCGGCCUCAACCUGGUCGUCUACGACUGCGUCCGCGUCACCUGGACCGGCGUGCGUGAAGUCCUCAGCCGGAAUGCCGAGGCGGUGUCUCCGCCGGGGAAGGAUGACGGCAAGGGCAAGGACAAGGGCAAGGGCAAGAUGGCCGUGGUAGAGCACCACAGCCACUCUCACCACCCUUCCUCCUCCUCUUCGCUCUCCUCCUCGUCCCCGUCCUCCUCCUCCACCUCUUCUUCUUCUUCUUCUUCCUCUCCUGCUGCCGUGAACGCCGCGCCGGCCGAGAUCAUUGGUCUCAAGUGCUUCUACGAGUGGCAGAUGACGGUCGACGAGCACACGAAGCGGGUACUGCGCGGCGACGCGGCCGCCGCCUGCAGGCUGGAGCGCAAGUGGGCGGAUUACAUGCAGGCGAACGAAGAGGCGGGCGUGCGCGGGGCCGGGGGGCGGCGGAGGAGACGGCGGGCGCGGGAGGCGCAGCAGCUGCACGGGCUGGAAGAGGCGGUCGGCGCUGCUGGUGCUGCCGCGGGCGGCGAUGGCGCUGGGGGGAGGAGGAGGGCGUGGACGAGUCCUUGUGUGGUUAUGUGAUUUCUGUUUCUUUUUUCUUUCUUUCUUUCUUUCUUUCUUUCUUUCUUUCUUUCUUUCUUUCUUUCUUUCUUUUCUUUUCUUUUUCUUUUUCUUUUUCUUUUUUUUCCCCAUCCAUCCGUCUUUCUCUUCGGGAACAUU
Molecule: messenger RNA, 2514 nt
Organism: Thermothielavioides terrestris NRRL 8126
Lineage: Eukaryota; Fungi; Ascomycota; Sordariomycetes; Sordariales; Chaetomiaceae
Exons: 1
Coding region: 139-2376 (745 amino acids)
Biological process (GO): SCF-dependent proteasomal ubiquitin-dependent protein catabolic process
Cellular component (GO): SCF ubiquitin ligase complex
Molecular function (GO): protein binding
Source: RefSeq, a predicted model, not a curated record